UUGGAUUCCGAUGUUUUUUUAGAAAUAUCAUCUCACAUAAGCACUUAUGUAACGAUGACGGACCAAACUAAUACACCAUGAGAAGAGGUGCAUACCUAAACCUUCUUUAUAUGUAUGUUAUACAAAAGGUGCAUUUUUAUACUCCCUCCAUUUCAUAAUGUAGUGCUUUCUCUAUCCACGUGCUUCAACUUUGACCGUAAAUUUAACUAUCAAGACCGAUUGCGGCGGGAGCGAAAAUUAUAUCAGUGAAUUCGUAUUUGAAAGAAGUUUUCAAUUAUAUAAUUUUUUCUUCCACCGCAGUUGGUCUAGUUGGCUAAAUUUAUGGUCAAAGUUGGACCUCGGAAAGCGCGUGCGCACUAUAUUAUGGAAUGGAGGGAGUAUGAUUAUUGUUGCAGAACAUGGGAGAGACAGAGAUGUAUUCUGGCGAUGUUUAAAAAGAAUCCAUCGACAAGGGUUUCGAGGCCACGUCGUUGGAAGGGGUUGAAAGUUUCUAAAGCCUUUUACAACAUAAUGAUGUGCAAGCGCUGAUAACAAAUCAAGAAAAAACAAAUACAAAUGUCAUCGCACAAGGUAUUUUUUCAGUGUUAUUAUCCGUCCUUACUUUGUCAUAUUGUUUUUUGUGUUGAACUAGUUUGGCUCAUUUUUGUAUCACGACGGUAAACUAUGUUUAUACAUCUAAAUAUAUCACUAACAUCGAGUCAACCAUGUCUGCUCCCAAGAAAACCAACUUUGUGGACAGUAGAGAUGCCUUAUUAUCAAACAAUGAGUUGAAAUGCCUUAUGAAAGAUGAUAUGAUCUUGCACAAUGGUGUAAGACCAAUCGCAUAACCUUUGUCCUUAAUAAUCGCAAGUGCGUGGGCUUCAACUAUCAUUCGAUUGUGCGUGUGUUAUAUUGUCUCUACAUGUAAAAUCUAGCAUGCAUUAUCUUUGUGUAAUAACUCUAGCAAAGUAUUUCAGAAGCCCGUGGCAACGCACGGGCAUUCUACUAUUUUUCUAAAACUUGCCAAAUAUGAAUGUUGGGAGACCUAUUUUUCUAAAACUUGCCAAAUAUGAGUGUUGGAUGACCUAUUACCUCGUUCAAUCUAGACCCUUGGAUCAGAAAUAAUGGUGGGUCCUUAAUAGUUGGGACCAUCUUAAAAUUUGCCUUAAUGUAAUUGCUAUGCUCAGUGGCCAGCAUGACAGUGGCAUCUAAUCCCAGUCGGAGAGAUAAGAUCAAUUUCCCCACCUUUCUUCCUUGCAAUCUUUGUGAACACACUCGCUGCUGAUAGGCAUCCAUGACCCAACUUUACCCGACCCAUCAUGAUCACAAGACAAGGUUCCCGUCUCUGCCCCCCUUGCGUCGGCUUGAAAACUUCUUGGCGGGUCCCGAUCCGAUAGUGGAAGAUUUCAAAAAUUUCCGCCUUCAACCGGGCAGAAAAGCAAGCGGAGAGAAGACAGGCGACGCCUGGAAUCCUCUUUCCUGCCAUUUCUAAUUGAGAAGAGAAGAAUUCUUGCGGCUGACAUGGCUUCGGGCUGCGCCAAGAGGAAGCAUGGAGGGGAGGCGAGAUGCCGGUGCAGAUGCCGCCAUGUCCACGUCCACUACCACCUGCCACGCAGGCGAGUCUCGCUCCUCCGGUGGUUGCCUCGCCCUCGCCUCUCGCUGCUCUCCUACCUCCUGGUUCCUCCUGUUCUCUCCUUCGCCCUGCUUGCCUUUGUGGUGUCGUUUCUCUGGUUCACCUUGCUCUAUUUCGUCGCCUCGCUCUUGAGCAACGAUGACGAUCUCGAAUCCGUCAAGAAUGUCGGCAUCGGCGGCCCUGCCAGCGACGUCGAAGACAGUGGGCAAGAGGGAAAUUCAGAGGCGAAAGGGGAAGCUGUGAGGCAUGCGGCGGAACACCUGACUGGUGAUACUGCUACGGCUGACAAUUCUUUCAGGAGACUCGAGAUAAAAGAAGUUCGGGCUGAUGGAUUCUCUCAAGUACCUCGGACGAACGACGACAAACUGGUCGAAGAUGUGAAUAUCUUUGAGACAAGCAGUGCCACCAUGGCUGAUUCAGAGGGAUUUUCCGGAUGGCGUCAGGUACAGGAUGUGCCGGUCGAUUGGUUUGUGGAUGAACACGACAUCAGAGUGGACAGCAGUAGCACACCAGAUGAUUUAUUUCCAUCUCUGUAUUCCACUGAUUCAGCUGAAAUUCAUGAUUUUCCUGACAUGGACGAACCGAGAGGGAUGUCACCGGACUUCCUUGCUGAAAGCAAGCAAAAUAUGGUCGUGUCAUCAAAUACUUCGUGUCAUCAUCAUGGUAUUAGCGACGAAUAUGGUGAAGAAUAUCGUGACGAUAGGAAGGAGUUAUCAGCUUGUGGUACAUAUGAAAUUAUUGAUUUCAUUGACAAGCACGAAACAAGAGACCAGGCACCUGACGGUUCUUUUGUUGAAGAUGAGGAAACCGGACAGUUUGAAUCCUCAGAUGAAGGGAGUACCCAAGAAAAAGAUGCAAAGAGUGUACUUGAACUGGUUGUUGAUAGCAUAGCGACUCUGGAAGAUUUUCGUGAAAAGCAAGAAGUACAAAACGUGCCCGAAGUUCUGAUCACGGAGGCAAAUGCAGAGCAGAGUGUUGGAGCUUCAAACGAAGGUCAGGAUUCCAGCAGUGAGAAGGAAGCAUCAAUGGUGUCACUUCAUUCUGUUUGUGAAGAUGCAGCCUCCUCAGAUGCUUCAUCCCACCAUUAUUUGGUUUAUGAAGAUGACAAACAGGAAGAGGUUACCAAACACAGCACAGCAGAAGCAGAGGCACCCGAUCCUGCAUCUGCUGUAAUUUGCAACAUCUUUGAGAACCGUCAGACACCAAGAAAUGAGGCAUUUGAUGGUUUCGAGAAUGACGACGAAGCCAGAGAGGUGGCCUCACAGGAGAGUCUGGGAGAUGAAGCUGAUAAAAUUAACGAUGACUCUGCCUCGGAGCUGGAUUUGAAGGGAGUGCAUUGUGGAGCGCCACUCCUCAGGAGGUCCCCAUCACAAUGGUGGAAUUUAUGUGGAGUCGUUGAUGUGUUUGCUGGCUCGGGGGAUUAAAUGAAAGGUGAUGCUAUUCGUGGCUUCCUCUGGUCCACUCCGUUUGUCAGGCUUCCGUGUUUUGUAACUUCAUAAAGUGUUUUCCUUGUCGAUAAAGUCAAGACAGCUAUGCUUGAAUCAAGCUGCAGCGUUUUUUCCCUGAAAGAAAUGUCUCAAACUAGGAUAACAUAGCGACAUUUAUUUUCAUUGUGAUGAAUUGUUCUUUCUUUUUGCGGGUGA
This is a messenger RNA of Triticum urartu, 3255 nucleotides long. RefSeq lists its product as uncharacterized. Lineage: Eukaryota; Viridiplantae; Streptophyta; Magnoliopsida; Poales; Poaceae. The record is from RefSeq and is a predicted model, not a curated record.